GAACUUUUAAUUAUCUUCGUUUUACAUAUGUACUUCGAUGCUAAUGUAUCUUUUUCUAAACUGUGUGGAUGACGUACAAUAUUAAAAUAAUUUCUUAACUGUUGUUUACCUUGAAUUAAACCAUUAAAAUUUUGAUAAUUACAAAUGAUAAUAAGAUUAGAUUUUACGUAAUUAAAAUUAUAGUGAUUAUGGAAUUUAAGUAAAAACUCGUUUAUUUAUAAAAAAAAAUGUCUGUAGUACUUAAAAUUCGUAUAUUUUUAUUUAUUUAAAGUGAAUAUGAGAUGAAUAUGGACUUGAUUCAGGAAUGUAGUGAAUUUAUAAGAGAUUCAAUAGUUGUUUAUAUAGAUAUAGAUUAUUCGUUGUGGUUGACAUGGGUAUUAGGGCCGUUGAUAAUUACGUUUCUUUUACCAGCUGUGAUUGCUCUAUUGCUCUAUUUAAGCGCUUUUUUGCUCUAUAUUUAUAAGUUACAUUGGACGAAUAUAAAAACGACUUUACGUACUGGCGAUAAAUGGGACGCCGCUAGGAAAUCGGUGGGGGCCCUUUGGGACGCCCACGGGUGGAUUUGGCACGGUUACGAGGUGAAGGGAUUGGAAAAUAUACCGGAUACAGGACCGGCUUUGAUAAUAUAUUAUCACGGAGCAAUACCGGUCGAUAUUUAUUAUUUUUUAGUAAAAAUAAUAUUUAAUAAAAAUCGAUUGGUGCAUACGGUGGCCGAUCAUUUUUUGUUCAAGGUACCAGGUUUCAGUAUAAUCGCGGAUUGUAUGAAAGUUAUACCGGGUACGGUCCAAACGUGCGCGAACGUGUUAAAAGAGGGAAAUUUAUUAGCGAUAUCCCCAGGGGGGGUGCACGAAGCCCAGUUCAGCCACAAUUACAAUUUAAUGUGGAAACGUCGAUUGGGGUUCGCGAAAGUCGCUCUGGAAGCCAAAGUUCCUAUUAUACCGAUGUUUACGGAAAAUUUGAGGGAGGCUUUUAGAACUGUGAGUUUCGGGAAAAGGUUGUUUCUUCGUAUAUACGCUUUAUUUAAAUUGCCUUUGGCGCCUGUUUAUGGGGGGUUUCCCGUUAAGAUGGUCACCCAUUUGGGAAAACCCAUUCCGUACGACGAAAACUUGACGCCCGAGGAAUUGCAGUGUAAAGUCGCAACUGCCAUCGAAGAUCUCAUCAAUGAUCAUCAACGAAUACCUGGAAAUAUACUGUACGCUUUAUUCGAACGUAUACCAAUAUUUCGAAAAUACAAAGAAAAUUCUAAUUGAAACACUUCUAUUCGUAUAAUUGUGUGUUUAUUAAUUUUACAUUCCGAUUUUGGAUAAACUUAACGAGAAAAAAAAUAAAAAUUGUAAAAAAGAA
Messenger RNA from Diorhabda sublineata, 1344 nucleotides. RefSeq names its product transmembrane protein 68. Bases 282 to 1250 code for a protein of 322 amino acids. Gene Ontology annotation, molecular function: acyltransferase activity. The record is from RefSeq and is a predicted model, not a curated record. NCBI's taxonomy places the organism in Eukaryota, Metazoa, Arthropoda, Insecta, Coleoptera, Chrysomelidae. Gene Ontology annotation, cellular component: membrane. The transcript is spliced from 6 exons.